Messenger RNA from Drosophila biarmipes, 5877 nucleotides. It is a transcript of the gene side, whose product is annotated as hemicentin-1. Bases 1554 to 4523 code for a protein of 989 amino acids. The transcript has 18 exons. Lineage: Eukaryota; Metazoa; Arthropoda; Insecta; Diptera; Drosophilidae. Gene Ontology annotation, molecular function: protein binding. The record is from RefSeq and is a predicted model, not a curated record.
GUUUGGUUCGUCGUGCGGGUGGCGCUCUACGAGAUACUACACCCAAUAUAUCUACAUAAUUCCUGACGGAUCUCUGCAGGGAUCCGCAUUUCCCCUCUAGACAAAGUGUUUUUAAUUUUUUCCACCCGGCCAACUUGCAAUUUAUGUGGCUAAUUAAGGGGGAAAAUAAAAGAGCAGGCGGUGCGUGACUCUCGAAUGCUGCGCAUCCGUCAGGUUUGCGUGUGCCGCGCCCCUUCCGCCCACUAAGCAGAAAAAAACAGACAACGUGCCGGAAAAAAAUACUAGUACACUCCAGUUAUCAAAACACUCGAAAAGAACUGGGGAACAGGGGAAGCCCCCAAAUCUGCAGUGCGAAAAAAACCCUCGAAAAGGAAUUGAAAUUGAAAUUUAGGGCAAAAGCGGAUUACGGGCAGCAUAACAGCCGAAAGCGGAAAACAAGUCCAAGUGUGCGGGAAAAGUAAUAACAACAAAACUGAAAAGUGAAUUGCGGGAAAUCGGGAAAUCGGAAAGUGCUGCGAGCUGAUAGACCCGAGUAAAUCGUAUGGAAAUGUGAACGCGUCACGCUGGCUCAUUAACGAUUUGCCAUCGCCACUCCAGUUGCGUGCAGCUCAUCAAUUAAUUCCACUGAGUUUUCGCACUUUGAGCGCCAAAAAAGCAGCAGCAUCGUGCAAGGAGAGCAGCGAAAUUAAUGACACAAUAACACACUGCGGUUUCAUUUGCGGCGGUCAGUUCGGACACACAGAUGCAGAUACAUUGUGCGGGAGUGAGUGCUUUCAGGCAGAGUGGGCGCAACAGUUCGUCGGCCAUAUAGACCAGCCCCUCCUGCAGCGAAAUCCAAUCCGAAUCCUAUCGGUCGCGUGGCACAUAAUUUAUCACAAUUGUCGUCGUCUGGGCGGAGCGAAGUGAAAGUGCAUGCGAGCAUCCGCAAGAUACAAAUUGCUUAUGCAGACAUCUAUCUCCUCGGAGCGAAUACGGGUCAGUGCAUUGGAACAAUAGCCGGGGGCGGCAAAAGUUUUGCCCUCUCUGUUGGCCAAGCAAAAACAUAAAUUAAACUUACCAGUUGCCGAGUUGGAAGGCCUUGAAAGUUCCUCGGCUUGUUUGGAUUAGCAAAGCGGACGCAGGACCCAGAACCUCGGGGAUUUCCCAGCAACAAUCCGCCGAAAAAAAGGCAUGUCCAUAAAGGGGCGAGUAAACAUGUAAAAGCACAUUAAGCGAUGCUAUGGACUUGAUCUGAGCUGAGUCACACGGGCAUGCAUUCGUAAAUGCCGGCGGAAAUGCCCUUUUUAUGGGCCACGAGUACAUUGGCGCUUCAUUAAAGCCAACGGCGGAAGCGGAAAUAGCCGAGCGGCCAUAACAAGGAGACGCGUGCUCUUUUGGCGCCAGGUCGCACGCAACUUGGCCCGCAGUCGACUGCGUAUCUGCAACACUCCGAACAGCCUUUCUGCACUUUUUCGUACUCUUGCGUUUCUUUGACACUCUGGUCAAAUUGAAGUUUGCCACAUAAAUGACGAGACGUCCUCGCGUUUGGCACAACGCACCGCAAGCACAACAAAAUGACAGCUACAGCCAUGCAGCUUUUAUUACCAACAAGCUGGUAUUCAGCAGCCACCACAAAAACAGCAAUGCAAACGACAUAUUGGCCACGGCAAACCGGCAACGGCGACAGCAACACCAACAGCAACUGCAGCACACAUCGAAAAUCACGGACGAGAUGCCCGGACAAUGGGAAAACGAUUUGGGCUGUCGGCUUGACGCUGGCCCUGUUGACUUGCCUGCAGCAGCUAAAAUCGGUUUUGGCGGACGAGGAAUCGCAGGAUUUUCAAAAGAACAUACCCGCUCGAUUGGUUUGGGCCGCCCUGGGCAAAACCGUGGAGCUGCCCUGCGACUUGACCCCACCCACGUCGCAGGACUCGGUGAAGCUGCUGCUGUGGUUCAAGGACACCACGGGCAUUCCUCUGUACAGCCUGGACUCGCGGGGCGGAAACGUGAAGCUGGCACCCCAUGCGGCCAUAGCUAGCGAUCUGGGGCAGCGCCUGUUCUUCAGCAUCGGCGAUAAUCCCAAGGAUUCGCGCCUGCAGAUCAACGAUGUGAAGCCGGAGGACGGCGGCGUCUAUCGGUGUCGCGUCGACUUCUUCAACUCCCCAACGCGCAACUUCCGGCACAACCUGACCUUAGUUGUGCCGCCCGAGGAGCCGCGCAUCUUCGAUGCCCAGGGCAAGGAGAUAUCCCAGAUGGCAGGACCCUUCCGAGAGGGCUAUGAGCUCUUCCUCUGCUGCCAAGUGAGGGGAGGUCGCCCCCCGCCCAAGGUCACCUGGUGGCGCGAUGACACCGAGCUAAUCGGCACCAGCCACACCUCCAUGGAGGAGGGCACCACCGUGAUGGUUAAUCAGCUGCUGAUUGGAACCACCACGCGGGACUUUUACGGAAUUCGCAUCGAGUGCCGGGCGCAGGGAACGCGACUCGUGGAGCCCGUUCGCAAGGAUGUCACCGUGCAGGUUUACUUGAAACCCGUUCGGGUGAAGAUUGCCACUCCCAACGAGCUGCUGACCGCCGGGCAACCCAUGCCCAUUCGCUGCGAGUCCUGGGGCUCGUAUCCUGCGGCCAAGAUCACCUGGCUGCUCGAUGGCGAGCCCAUCCGGAAUGCCGAGGUCAUCGUGCACAGCGACAAGGAGGAUGGCAACAUCACCACGAGCAUCCUGACUCUGAAGGUAACCUCGGAGAACGAUAAUGCCGAGCUGACGUGUCGGGCCACGAAUCCCUGGUUCUCCGGUGGCGCCAUCGAGGACAAGCGCAUCAUCCGAGUGGCAUAUCCGCCCACGGUAUCGGUGCACUUGGCCAACGAGGAUCCCAGCCGCCUGGUGACGCGGGCCGAGGGCCAGAAUGUGACUUUCAAAUGCCGGGCGGAUGCCAGGCCGCCGGUUACCAGCUACUCCUGGUUCAAGAAUGGCAUGCGAAUGUCGGGCGAGAGCACGGAAAUAAUGCACUUGACGCAGCUCGAGAGGGAAAGUGCGGGGGCGUAUGCCUGCGGGGCCACAAAUACGGAGGGCGAAACCCGGAGUUCGAGCCUCACUUUGAAAGUGCAGUUCUCCCCGCGCUGCAAGUCGGGAACCGAGCAGACCUCCAUCGGCGCCGUCAGCCUCCACUCGAUUCUGGUCAAAUGCGAGGUGGACGCCGAUCCCCCGGACUCCGUGCGCUUCAGCUGGACCUACAACAAUACCCGGAACGUGUCGCCGGUGCUCAACUCGAGGAUUCAAUCGAACGGACUGGCCAGCACGGUGACGUACCUGCCGCAGACGGACUCCGAGUUAAUAACACUGGCCUGCUGGGCCAGCAAUGCGGUGGGCCGCCAAACGACGCCCUGUCUGGUGCACAUCCUGCCGGCAAACACCCCGGAGGCACCGAAGGCCUGCGAGUUGCGCAACGACACCGUGCUGGAGGUCGUCUGUGUGGCGGGCAGCGACGGAGGCCUCUCGCAGUACUUCAUGCUGGAGGUGGUGGGCGGAGACCCUCUGUACGCCGGCGAUCCAGGCGGAUCCGCGGGCCAGGGACGAGGUCAGCAGUUCGGCGAGGCCAUUGGCCUGGGCGACAACGAGAUAUCCACGCUCAACGAUCAGGCGACAUCUGCACCCAUCUUUCGCAUGCAGGAGAACAGUCCACAGUUUCGUUUGAAUAAUUUAGAACCGGGACGUGAAUAUCAAUUUUUAGUUUACGCCGUCAACGCCAAAGGACGCAGCGAGCCGCCGGUGGUGAUUGAGAAUGUACGCGUGGCCGCCCAACUGGGACCAUAUGAUGAAUCCAUUCUGUCCGAGGACCCAACGCCCGCAGAAACAACGCAUCAUGGGGGCGGCGGCGUGGGCGGAAGCGGCAGCUCCAGCGGCCUGGGCACCGGCGCCAGCACGGGCAGCGGCCCGGAGAAGCAGUCGACGCUGCUCAUCCUGGCCGCCGUCGUGGUGAUAGGCGCCGUCGUGGUGACGUCAAUUAUCGUGGCCGGCAUCGUCGUGGUCUGCCGGCACAGGCCGCGACCACCUGAGCCGCAGGAGGUGCGCAAGAGCAUGCGGCCGGCGCGAAACGAUGUGCCGAGUAUGUACAUCGAGGAGGACGAGCUGAACGAGCUGGAGGAGGGCGGCGGACGGGCGGCGGAGAUUAGGGCGCGGGUGGCCCCGCCCAACGCGCACCUGUGCGGGGGCGGGGGCAUGCCCAUGCCGGGGGGCGUGGGCUCGAGUGGCGGGGCCAUUGUGGGCGUGGCCGGACCCCAUCACUACAUCUCCGAGAGCUUCAUCCAGUACGCGCAGCCCAGCCUAAACGGCGACGUGCUGCUGCCCCUGCUCGUAACAUCCAGCCAGCCGGGCAGCACGAGCUACUCCAACUCCACCGUCUCGAGCGUCGUGCUGGCCAUCUCGCCCCAGGCGAAACCAUGUCCUGAUCCUGCGAGCCGACACACUGCCUGGCCGCCCGAAUACCCGGAUCUGAUAUUGCCGCGCGGCGAAUUGGAAUUUACGACCCUGGAUCCAACGCUGAAGUAAUUGUAAAAAGUAAUAAUAAAUAUCUACCAUAGUCGGCUGGCACCCACGCAUAAUUCACGGGCAUUUCAUUUAACAUAGCUGUAAAUUUUUAGCAUAAAUUUAAAUGCAUUAGCGUAAAAGGUAAAUCGUAUAUUGUGUAUCGUCUGCGGAGACAGCCAGAAUACGAGUAUAUGUAGAUAAGGAUAAGUCAUUUUGUAAUUGUCAGCUAUUAAGCGAAAUUGCCUAGGAAGAAUCAAAAACAAGCGAAAAACGUUAGGAACCCAGAAGCUGCGCUAUAAAUACGCUACAAACUUGUAACUGAAAUCAAAAGAACAGACUUGUAAAUAGCACACACAGAUCACUCAUUUUGCUGUUGCACCCUCAUCGACUGUACAUAGAGAACGGGCAAACAUUAAUCAAACUGCAUUUAAAUGUUAAAUACUAAUUGUAAUUAAUAAUGAACAACUAGCCGGUAAGCCAAGCUAGCUCAGUAAGCCGUGUGUAUUGAAAGUGUAAUUAGACUCAUAGAGUUAUUGGCCAACGGACUUUGCACUAGGUAUUCGCAAAUAUCUGGUCGGUGAGCCAUUAAUGUCUGCAUAGCGAUAUAGGAUUCAUUAGCAGUUAAAGCCCUAUCACCGUGCUGUCCGGCAAAUUAAAGUGUUUCUUCGAAGCUCUCACCUUUUCUGGGGCCCCGAGACCCACUCUUCUCCGAUCAGUCGCUAUUUAUGGCGUUUCCAUGAAUAUUCUAUUACUACAACAAGCCGAGGCGGGGGCAAAAGAUGAAUAACAACCCGAAAAAGCGAGCAACAACAGCAGCCAAGUGGGCGGUGUUCGAGUGCAUAAUGAAUAAAUGUCGAUUCCCAGAGUCCUCAGCAAUUCCACUCACAUUCACACAGGACCUAGACUCAAACUACAACACAAACAAUAAAUGCGAAUUCAGUGUAAAUGUUAUAAAUAACUAAAGUAACCGAGCAAAAGUACGACAUAAAAGUAAUAAUAAUACUAAUAAUAAUAGUACGCCAUACAGUUUACACAAUACUCCAAUUCUAAUUUCAAAUAUACAAACGUAAAGCGAAAUGGCAGACUAGCAAAAUAUACAGUGCGUAUGCGUAAUGAAAUAAAUUGAAAUAUUUAUACAUAUAGAUACAUAUAGAUGGAACACACUGUGUCGUUCUCUGUCUCUGUCACUCUGGACAAAACCAAACUGAUUGUUUUUAAGCAAAGUUAGAUUUAUAAAUAAAUUAAAUUUAAAGGCGAAUGAGAAAAUCGAAACCAAACUUAAAAGUGAAAUACAUUAAAAACUAAGUCGAAACUACUGAGUGUGUUAAUAAUAAUAAUACCGAAUACUGAAUAAAUAAACAAGAUUCAAACAAGA